CUGAAAUUGCAGUCACAAAUAAUGCAUUCUUCUGAUGUUUCUAUUCUUAAUAGCCCUAUAUGUUCCUAUAUCUUUGCUAUUUUCUUGAUUGCUUAUUACAUUGCUUAUUGUUCUGUAUAGAAAAGUCAUGCACACUUCCUACUGGCACACCACUAUGUUGCAUUUAAUGUUUUUUUUCUUCCAAUAGAUGAAUUAUGUAACAGCACUCAGUUGUUGAAAUAAGAACCAUUGACAUUUUUUAACUUAUCUACAGCUUGUGCGAAAUUGAUGUGUCUGCUCUAGUCCCAGACAUUUUCCCCCAGCAAUUCACCAAAUCAGUCAAUUGUAAUUAAAUAACUUUAAUUAAUUAUUAUCACCAAGGGCGAAGCCAUCAGGAUUGUUCCCAAAUCGUAGUCACGAUAAAAUUUGUCAAUCGCAAUGAUCGCUCUUGGGCAUAAUGUAGGCCAAUCGUUCUCCUGAUGCUGAUGUCAUUGUUGACAUUAGAAAAAGUUUAGCCUACAAAUCAGUGCUGAGUUGUGUGCAGUGUGGGAAUGGCUAGUUCUCGGCCAAAGUUAAAUGGAGCAAAGAACCGUAUGCGAGUCAUAUCAGUGCGUUUAAAGACAGGUUUCGAUCCACACGCUCUAAAAUGGUCACGUCGGCAACAUCCUCUAAAGUGCUGUGUCCCACACUCUCCGUGGAUAAUGCUCAGUCAUGGUGCCGUGCCAGACCCACGUGAUGCUGAAGUGGCAGGAGCACCUGAACAGCGCCUGGGCGUCGGAGGACAGCGUGGCCACGGCCUCGCGGCGCGGGGCGGGCGCGCUCUACGCCAAGCUGCUGGCGAGUAAGGAGGUGGUGGCGCUGGCGCAGCCGGUGCAGGACCUGAUGGGCCCGCGGCUGCCCGACUUCCAGCACGAGAGCAGCGCGGCGGAGGAGCGCGAGGAGUACCUGUCGGCCCUGCUGCUGGCGCAGCGCUGCCUGGCGCGCCGCUCGCUGGCCGGCACGCCCUUCGCCCUGGCGCUGCACCACCGGCUGGUGGUGCUGCAGCGCAUCUACUACGCGCUGCACAGCAAGUACCACGAGCGCUUCCGGCCCGCGCCACCGCCGCAGCCGGCCCAGAGCGGCACCGAGGGCGGCCAGCUGGAGCCCUCCAGCGCCGAGCCCUGGAUGCCGGGGCCCCGCGCCCGCUCGGGCACCGACGUGCUGAUCGAGAUGGGCGUGCGCACCGGCCUGAGCCUGCUCUUCGCCCUGCUGCAGCAGAACUGGCAGAGGGGCCAGCAGGAGGUCGCAGGGCCCACCUCCACCGCCGCGGGUGUGAGCUCCGGCGCUGAACUGUGCAACGACGUGCUGGCCACGGCCUCGUCCGUGCUGGCCUCGCUGCCGCCGCUCUCCCUGGCCAACGAGAACAAGAUCCCCAGCGUGGGGCUGCACUGCCUGGCGCAGGUGGGCGACUUCCUGAAGCGUACGGCCGUCAGCGGCUCGGGGGCCGACCGCGUGGGCAAGAGGCUGGCGCUGGAGCUGCUGCUGGGCCUGGCACUGCAGCGCGGCUCCCUGCGCUUCCUGCUGGAGUGGGUGGAGGUGGCCCUGGCAGCCUCCUCCUCCUCUUCAUCCUCCUCCUCCUCUGGCGGGGAGGGAGGGGGCAUCGGGUACGAUCUCAUCCAUCAGACGCUGCUUCAGAUGAGGCAGUACUCGGGUUUCCGAGGUGAAUCGGUCAACACUCAGGUACUGAAGAAGGAUGCUGAUGGCCUCUGCAGUUUGUCCCAUGUGGCUCUCUGUCUCUUCGAGGAGAUCUGCAACCUGGCGUCCAACUGCCUGUGCUCCUGCAGCACUGGCACGGGCAGUACGGGCACGGAGGGCGAUGCCGUCAGGGUGUACGUCUGGGGCAGCAACAGCAGCCACCAGCUGGCAGAGGGCACCCUGGAGAAGAUCCUACAGCCCAAGCUGGCACAGGGCUUCAGCGACGCCCAAAUGAUUGAGGCGGGCCAGUACUGCACGUUCUCUGUGUCGGCUGACGGCUCGGUGAAGGCGUGCGGGAAAGGCAGCUACGGCCGGCUGGGCCUGGGGGACUCCAACAACCAGUCCAUGCCCAAGAAGCUGGUGCUGGACCCGCCGCGCAGCAUGCGCAAGGUCUCCUCCUCCAAGGGCUCGGACGGACACACGCUGGCCGUCACGGGCGAGGGCGAGGUCUUCAGCUGGGGUGACGGGGAUUAUGGGAAACUGGGCCACGGCAACAGCGCCACCCAGAAGUACCCCAAAAUCAUCCAGGGACCACUACAGGGAAAGGUUGUGGUGUGUGUGUCUGCGGGCUACAGGCACAGUGCCGCGGUGACCAACGACGGUGAACUCUACACGUGGGGAGAGGGAGACUUUGGCCGACUAGGCCACAGUGACAGCCACAGCCGUAACGUGCCCACGCUGGUGAAGGACAUCAGUGGGGUGGGACAGGCAGCCUGCGGCAGCUCGCACACCAUCGCCGUGGCCCAGGACGGACGCAUCGUCUGGUCUUUUGGGGGAGGAGACAACGGUAAACUGGGUCAUGGGGAUACCAACCGUGUGUAUCGACCCAAGGUCAUUGAGGCCCUGCACGGAUACAUUAUCAGGAAAGUUUGUGCAGGGAGUCAGUCCUCUCUGGCACUGACCUCAGCUGGUCAGGUGUUUGCGUGGGGCUGUGGUUCAUGUCUUGGCUGCGGCUCGUCUGAAACGACGUCACUUAGGCCACGCCUGAUCGAGGAGCUGAGCAUCACUAAGAUCAUCGAUAUCUCCUGUGGGGAUAGCCACUGCCUGGCCCUGUCUCACGAGAAUGAGGUGUACGCCUGGGGAAACAACGCCAUGGGGCAAUGUGGACAGGGGCACACCUCUACGCCCGUCACCAAACCCAAGAAAGUGAUUGGCUUAGAGGGCGUGGCCAUCCAACAGAUCACCGCAGGCACCUCCCACAGCCUCGCGUGGACAGCCGUUCCUACCGACAGGCAAUUGGUGGCGUGGCACAGGCCGUUCUGUGUGGACCUGGAGGAGAGCACCUUCACAUACCUGCGCAGCUUCCUGGAACGCUACUGUGACGGCAUCGCAGGAGAUACGCCCCCCGCACCCUUCCCCUCUAAGAGGGAGCAUCAUCAGUUUGUGUUGCUGUGCAUGAAGCUGCUGUCCAUCCACCUGUCCCUGGCCCACGCUGGCGGCACGGGGGCCACAGUGCUGGGGGCCCAGGGGAGGCCCCUGAGGAACCUGCUCUUCAGACUCAUCGACUCCAGUGUUCCAGACUCAAUACAGCAGGCAGUGAUGAAUACUCUCUCCAUUGGAGCGUCGCUGUUGCUGCCCCCCCUCAGGGAGAGAACUGAACUCCUACACUCACUCCUACCUCAAGGCCCAGAGAGCUGGGAGAGCCUCUCUAAAGGCCAGCGUCUGCAGUUGGACAUGGUGCUGAACAGCCUACAGGAGCAGUCCCACGUGGCCUCCCUGCUGGGCUACAGCUCUCCCGGGGAGCUGAACGCCGGGCUGCCCCCGGCCCCCCACUCCCCAGACCAGCUCCUGCCCAGUGCCAACUCCCCCGACCAGCUGCACCUGGCAGAGGUGCUGCUCAAGACCCUCCUGCUCAGCAUCGGAUUCUACACGGAGCGUGCCUUCGGGGAGCUGGAGAAGAACAGCGAUAAGCAGCGUGCGAGCCAGGCCAAGAGGCAGACGGAGCCCCCCUCCCACUUCCACCACCUCCUGUCUGCCCUGCACAAACACCUGCUGGCCCACUGUUUCAUCUACACCAACACCGAGGACGACAGCAGUGUGACUCUGCUCCACAAGCACUUGUGUCUGCUGCUGCCCUACGCAGCCGAGACCUUCAGGAGAUCCACCAUCCUGCUGGAGGAGAGCUCCCUGGACAAGCACGUCAUCCACAAGCUGCACACGGUGCUGUGUGGCUCGGUGGCGGGGAGCCUGCUGUGCCAGGUGAUGUACUCGCUGCUGCUGCUGCCGCUGGGCGUGGUGCGGCCGCUGCUGCCCCACCUGCUCUCCCUGCUGGAGCACCUCAACGAGCUCAACUGCUUCCUGCCCGCCACCGGCACGCUGGAGGACCUGGAGCUGGAGGGCAACUCUCCCGAUGUGACUGAGGGAGCAGGAUGUGCCACAGGGAUUGAGCCGGAGGAUUGGAUGUGGCUAUUGGACCUCGAGAGGGCAGUGGCGCUGGCCAUUGGACGGUGUCUGGGGGGCAUGCUACAGGGUCCGCCCCCUUCCAUCCAGGAGAAGACGGCAGAGUUCUGGCUGUGCAACCCUCUGCUGAGGAACGGCUUAGAGAUGGACUUUGAGCAGCUAGACUUUGCGACGGGCUGGCUGACUGAGGCGGUGUUGCUGGGCUGCCCGGAUGCCCGGCUUGCAGACCUGGGCCUGAGCGAGGAAGGCACCAUGCUGGUGGAGCUGGCACUGGGCUCCAGCCGAGAGCCCGCAAGCAGCCUCUGGAGGAAGAUGAAGGAGUAUGCCACCAGCAGAGACUGGGAUAACGGUGGUCCUCCAGGAGACUCCCUGCUGGAGACGGCGUGCAGGUGCAGCUUGGCUGUUCUGCUCAAACAUACCGGCCUGCAGGACGAAGCCUACUGGCAGGACAAGUAUGAGCCCUGUGAGAUGCUGAUUGAGAUCUAUGAGAUGGUCUACAAGAUCCGCAACACACUGCUGUCCCUCAAAGAGAGUGCAGCAAACACAGGAAGCACACCGUCCACAACGGCCAACAAACAGAUCUCUCUGACGUCCCAGAGCCCCAGCGAGGACAGGCAGGAGCCGGGCCCCUCGGGGGAGCAGAGUAGGCGGGGAGGGGAGGCCGGGGCCCAGGGGGCCUCCUCCACCGAGCACAACCAGGACCAGGAGAUACCCGAGGAGGAGACGCCCAGCAUCAGCAGUAUGUACCUCCCUGAGGUGCUGCAGUGUUUCCUGGCCACGCGCGAGGCCAUGCAGUUGCAGCAGAACGAGACGGUGUACGAGUCCUCGGGCACCAGCACGCUGCCCAGCAGCACGGAGAGCCCCGGCACGCCCGAGCGGGAGCCAGCGCCCAAGCAGUGGGAGCGGGGUGGCAGCAGCGGCAGCGGAGGUGGCGCCGGCGCCCGUGCCCCGGAGCACGCCCUCUCCUUCCCGGCCGCCUGCCACCUGCUGGUGUCGCGCUGCGUCUUCCUGCUGCUGGGGGUGCGCGCCGCCUGGCAGGAGCCCAGCGAGCCCCAGGACUUCCAGGCAGAGAGCGACACGUCCAGAAGAUCCUCCCCAUCCAUGGAACCUCAACCUUUCCUCAGUCCAACGUCCGAGUUCAGGUUCUCUUCUGAGUCAAAGAGGCAGGGGAAGACCACAGAUCAAUCUAAAGUGUCCACGAGGUCCUUCAAGAACAAAAUGGGGCUGCCUCUGUGCUCUCUGGGCAUCAUGAAAGACGCCUGGGAGCGCCUGCGCCAGUGCAUCAGCCCCAGCACCACGCUGUGCCCGGCCGGCCCGGGCUCGCCCAUCCUGGGCCAAGUCUUCCACUUCCUGUGCGGCAGCCUGCUGCGCACCUCCGCCCUGGUGGAGAGGGACGCGGGCCUUCAGGCCGACCCCAAGGCCAUCACCCUGGCCAUGGCUCAGCAGCAGCAGAGAGCAGAGGUGCGUCUGGAGGCCCUGUGCCAGAUCUCCACAUUCCUGCACGAGAUGGAGGACAAGAGCAGCAGCUCGACGGCGCCCCCGCGCUUCCCAGGCCUGCUGCAGUCGGUGCAGCUGCAGUUCCUGUCGGGCUGCUUUGGCCUGGGCACCCCCACCUCAGGCAGCCUCUCCAGCCCCCCAGAGAAACUGCAGCACUACACGUCUGGGACCCAGUCUGCUCAGAUGAGCACCCAGAGGGAGCUGCAGGCUGCUGCCCACACACUAUACCAACAGCUGGUACGGGUACUUCGCCAGAAGGUGGCACUAGAGAGGGAACAGACUGGAGCGUACCAGCACCUCCUGCUGGCCACGGUGUUUGCGCUGAACUUCCACUACCAGCCGGUGGACCUGGUGGUGAUGAUCCGCAGCGGGCUGCUGGAGAUCCUGUCCUGCCUGACCGACAGCACCUGCGUGCUGAUGAACCAGCGCUGGCUGGCCGCCUCCGUCUCGGGUCACAUGCUGCUGAGCGGGGCCGUCAAGCUGGCCAGCGCGCGCCUGCUGCAGAUACUGGCUAUCGCCGCCAGUUCGUACGAGGAAGCCCUGCCGCUGGAGGUGACUCAGGCCCUAAUGGACGUGAUGUGUGAGCAGCUGCAGGGGCUGCUACUCAGCGUCCGCCAGCAGGAGGCACUGGAGAGCAGCGCGGUGGAGCCAGCCGACCCGCACGCCAGCAGCGCCAAGCACAGACUGGAGAAGGUGGAGGCGGUGCGGAGUAGCAGGGUGGUGGAGUCUCAACUGGCCGACUUCCUGGUGUUCCUGAGGCGCAUUUUGUCACUACGGGUUACAAAGCGAGUCUCCACCUUCAUCAAGUGGAUCGACCCACUCAUGACAAUCAUCUCCUACAAGUGCACUACAGGGACUCCAUGUUUCCGGAACCUGCGAACAAAGCUGCUGGCCUUCCACAUUCUGGAGGCGCUGUUGCCUUCCUGCUCUGAGCCCGUUCAUGUUAAACAGAUUGUGGAGCAGCUCUUUGGACUUUUGUCCACAUUUAUGUGGGAAGAGCCACUGGCAGCCAGGAAGAACCUUGAUGCUCUUCCAGAGGGCUCUAAAAGGGAAAGCAUGAGUGAAGAGGAGUGCAUUCCCAUUGGGGAUUUCUCAUUUGACCCGCACAAGCUGACCUGCUGUUCCCUGGAGAGUGGGAACGUGCUGGCCCAUGGAGCUGGAGGGAAGGGCUACGGCCUGGCCACCACCGCCAUCACCUCCGGAUGCUUCAUUUGGAAGUUCUACAUCACCAAAGAGAACAAGGGGAACGAGGGGACGUGUAUCGGGGUGUCCCGCUGGCCCAUCCGGGACUACAACCACCGCACCACCACGGACAUGUGGCUGUAUCGCGCCUACAGCGGCAGCCUGUACCACGGGGGCGAGCUGGGCCGAGCCCUGCCCUCCUUCACCCAGGGCGACACCAUCACCUGCAUCCUGGACAUGGAGGCACGCACCAUCUCCUUCGCCAAGAACAACAAGGAGCCAAAGUUGGCCUUUGAGGGAGUGGACGCCACCGAGUUAUACCCCUGUGUCCUGUUCUACAGCAGCAACCCUGGAGAGAAGGUGGCGCUGUGUGACCUGCAGAUGCGCGGCAUGCCCAGUGACCUGCUAGCGGGCGAGCCCCUGUGCAGCCCCCGGGCCACCGUGCUUCUGGAGGCCACCGUGCAGCUGCUGCGCCGCCUGCACCAGUGCGAAGGCUGGACCGCCCUCAUCAACGAGCACAUGCAGGCCCGCCUGGAGCUCAUCGCCCCGCUGCUCCGCGACGACAGGGCUUUACAUAGAGCCGGCCAGAGCCCCAGAGGAGGCCCAGAGGAAAGCCCAGACCAAGAGCGCUGUGGUGGCCCAGAGAGCGGCUCCGGCUCUGGAUCCGGAUCCACAUCCACUGUUGGCCGCGUGGUGGAGCUGGUCACGGGCCCCGCCGGUCUCUCGGAGGCCCAGCUGAGCGCCCUGUGCACGGAGGUGUGGCCCGUGCUGGCCCUCAUCGGCGGGGUGGACAGCGGGCUGCGGGCCGGAGGGGUGUGCCUGCACAAGCCCAGCGGGCGCCGCGCCACCCUGCUGGGGGUGCUGAAGGAGGGCAGCCCCCUGGCCAAGCUGCAGUGGGAAGAAGCCGACCUCACCGUCAGCUCCCUGAAUUCUUGGUCACCCAGCGACACGCCCCUCUCGUCCCUGGAGCCGUGCGACGUGCCCCAGCUGGACGUCUCGCUGCUGAGGGGUCUGCGUCCGGCCGUGCUGCUGGACCUGCUGCUCCUCACCGGGCUGCUGGAGGAGCCGGAGGGGCCUCUGGGGCCCUCAGCCGGGGCCGGGGCCAGCUCUACUAUCCUCCGCGGCACUAGAGGGCGCUCUGCAGACCUGGAGCCCAGUGCUGCUGCUGCUGCUGCCGGCCUCUCCGCCGCCGCCGCUGCUGCGUUGCAGCGGCACGAGCUGGAGCGGCGCCUGGACGAGGACAUCGCUCGCGUCAUGCAGGACGAGGAGGCCCAGUCUCCCAACGCUCCCGCGCUCACCCCCGUCACCCCCGGCAGCACCACCACCAGGGAGGUAGAGGAGCUCCUGAGGGUGGUGGAGGAGGAGGAGGAGGAGGAAGGAGAGGAGGAGCAAGGCAAGGAGGGCAAACGGCUGGACGAGUCUCCAGACUCUCAGAAGAUCACCUCCCCGAAGAGCCCCAAACCUCCAGGGACGGAGCAACAGCAAGAGGCCGGUGGCGGCGCCGUACCCUUGCCGCCCCCAACGCCAACCCACCUGGUGCCCCGGCCCGACCUCUUCGCUCUGGAGCUGCGUGCCGUGCGCCUCUCCUACCUCCUGUUGGGCGCCCUCAAGUCUCUGGCCGUCAUCCUGGGCAGCGGCAGGCUAGCCGACCUGCUCCUGGUGCAGCCUCGCACAGACGCCGCCGCCUCUUCCUCCUCCUCCUCCACCUCCACCUCCGCCUCUUCUUCCUCCUCCACAGCCCCUGGUCCUUCGUCAUUGGGAGGAGAGGCCGCCCAGAGCCCCAGCUCCACUUCUGUUGGUGGUGGUGAGGAAGCUGGGCUGGAGCUGCGCUCGGUGCUGCAGUUCGUGGUGCGGAGCAUGGUGAAGUGGGCGGUGCGGCCGUGCCCCAUCAAGCACCCGGUGGCGCUAGCCGAUCUGGAGAGGGCACAAGUCAUGAUCUACAAGGGCGUGCUCAACCGGCUACACCAGGACGGCAGCAGCAAAGACCACAGAGAUCUGGCUCUUCAUUCGGCAUCUCAGCCGGUUUCCAAGUCCUCCAGCUCUGUGUCCCUCUACAGCAACGGCUCUGACGGCACGGCCGCCUUCGGCCAAUCAGCAUCCUCCUCCACUAACGACCUGGCCAACUCCCUCCUGACGGCGCUUCAGGCCGACGGCCUGGAGAACUUUAACCCUUUCCUCCCCAUCAACCUGUUGCAGCGGAUGGUGCUAGCUCGCUUCCCCACGCUGGCAGGUCUGGUCCACAACCCCACGCUGCCUCCGGGCCUCAGCCUGGCCAGCUCGGCCUCCUGCGAGGGCUUCACCGAGCAGCAGACCAGCUUCCUGGAGCCCUGCGGACAGACCCGCACACCCAUGGAGCGGCCUCAAAUGUUUGUCCCCGUUCGCUUGCUAGAAAUGGGCUUCUCCAUGAGGCAUAUCUACCGGGCCAUGGAGGCGGCAGGUGUGACGGGAGAGGUAGACUCGCGCACCAUCGAGGUGCUGGCUAGCUGGAUGCUGGAGCACCCUCUGGCUGACGAGCCGCAACCAGGAGAGGGCUCCUCUGCAGCGGGCGCGGUGGACACCCCCUCCCCAGAGGGCCCGGAGACCGUGCAGUGCCCCGAAUCACCCGCCCCACUCAACCUGCAGGAGACCAGGGAGCCCAGCGAAAGUCUGUUGGCUGGCCUAGACCUGGUGGAGAGGGAGAACUUCCUGGAUGUGCAUCUGACCCGCAACCGUCCCCCGCCUGCCCGCCGGCAGAGGUCCAGCCUGGGCCAGAGAACCUCGUUCAGGAGAGCAGGUAAUUCUCCGUCGCCCAACCCUCUGCCGGCGCUGUACAGGCAGGACGUGGGCGUGGCCGAGUGGCCGGAGCGGGCAGAGACACACCCAUUUGCCGCCGAGGAGGAGACGGAGCUGGGCUACAUGGACGACUCCUACCAGGAGGAACCUUACGAGGAGCUGCUCAGCCCGGAGUUCAUCAGCUCCGAGAGAGACACCCUGUGGAUGGUGGAGGGCGGCGAGGAGCACCCGGAGCCUCACGAGAUGGUGGAGUGCGAGCUGUGCAGCACGCUGACGCUGCAGUUCAACAACCACAUGAAGCGCCACCACCCGGGCUGCGGCCAGAGCGCCGGGCGCUGCGGCUACCGCAGCAACGGGGCCUACGUGGACGGCUGGUUCGGCGGCGAGUGCGGCUCCGGCAGCCCCUACUACCUGCUCUGCAGUACCUGCAGGGAGAAGUACCUGGCCGCCAACCUGGGAGACCUCAACUCCAAACAGGACAGGAAAGGGCUGGCAUCGGAUUUGAUUGGCAGAUUGGACAGUACAUCAGAUGACGAGUGGGAGCUGGGUAACCAGGAGGGUUCGGACCCGGACCGGCUGACGGGCCAGGAGGACUUUGGGCAGCUGCUGCGUCCGCUGGGCCUGAGCGAGAAGAAGCUGGUGCCGGACCCCAUCCCCUUCACCGAGGCCGACCCACUGGGGGCCUUAACCAGCAGCAACCUCAACGGAGACACCGCCCUGCUCUACAGAGGUGGUUCGGGUGGAGAGCAGAAGGGCUCGUCGGCGCCCCUGAGCCUGGGUGAGCAGGCGGCCUCGCUGCGGGACGCCCAGGAGAGACUGCAGGCCCUCCGCAGGGUCACCUCCACCGCACAGAUCCUGCUGGCAUACAGCAUGGUCAUGAGGACCCUCUCCCAGAGCACCGCCAGUAGUCAGUGCUGUGGUCUGGAGGCGUUGGGUCUGGCUGACAUCCGUAUCCUGGUGCGACUGAUGUGUCUGGCUGCAGCCGGCCGCGUCCACAUGGGGGCGGAGCCUCAGGGCAUGGGGAGGGGCUCCGUAGCGGACCGCUCCGGCUCCGCCUUCCUCUCCUUCCUCAGCUCGGCCAUCGGCAGCCUGGUGUCCCACAGUGCUGUGGCAUACAGGGAGCUAGUGGACAUCUGUACACAGGAUCUGAUGGCUGCCGCCACUGGCAUGAACAUCAGUGCCAUCAGUGACCCCCAGCAGCGUGCCCGGCUGACGCUGUCCCUGAAGGGGGGCCCGCGGGAGCCGAGGGAGCUGACCCCGCCCACCUUCCUGGUCACCCAGAGCCUGGUGUCCCUGCUCACCGAGAAGGGCAUCCGCUACCGAUACACAGCCGAGCGCAGCGACUCCGACGCCAAAGAUGUACUGAGCCCUGCCACUGCCGUGUCCCCGGCCCAGGUGGGGGUGCGCGUGGGUCCCCUGGAGCUGGCCAACGCCCUGGCGGCCUGCGCCCUGUCCGCCCGGCUGACCAGCAAGCACCGGCAGUGGGCCGCCCAGCAGCUGGUGCAGGCCCUGGCGGCCUCGGAGAGGGACAACCCCAUCCGGCCACAGACCUACAGCGACAUGGCCGGGGACCUGCGCAAGUGCCCCCUGCGCAAGCUGGAGGGACACCAGAACAGAGUGACGAGCUGUAGCUGGAGCAAUGCCCAAAGCCUUCUGGCCACCAGCGGUCAGGACGGGACGGUCCGUGUUUGGGACAUCACACAGAACUCUGCAGAGCUGCAGUGCACACACACCUGCACACUUGGUGAGGACACGCAUGGCAGUGAGUCGUCCCUGGGAGCCCACCUGCUCUCCCCCGUGUUCUGGAGUCCAGGGGGGACGCUGCUGGCUGCCUUCCAGAGCAAACAGAUCAGCAUAUGGACUGUCAACGGCUCCCAGGCAUGUGUGGUGGAGGCCCAGUGUUCCUGGGUGACGGCUCUGGCCUGGGUGCAGACCUCCAGUCCCUUCCCCAGCCAGGGGGGCGCCAGCCCAGGCUGCUCCACGCCGGAGUCCCUCCUGGUGGGUCGCCUCGACGGCUCCCUCUGCUGGCUGGAGGUCUCGGAUGGCCUGCGCGUGGAGAGCAUGGAGCUCCAGCGCUGCCAAAGGAAAGAAAGUCCACAGUGCAUUGCUUGGCACAGUGUAGAUAAGCCGUUUGCUGUUGGGUACCCAGAUGGCAAGAUCCUGCUGGCCACCGCACAGGGCUACGAGACAGAACAGCCUGUGCUGCUCACAGCUUUCCCUGAGGGCAUCAGCAUGUUGAAGUGGGACCCCACGGGCCACCUGCUGCUGUCGGUGGGCCGCUCGGAGAUGGUGAAGAUCUGGGGGCGCGUGGGGGGCGGCUGGAGCACGCUGCACUCCCUCUUCCACACCGGCGCCGUCAACGCCGCAGAGUGGUGCCCGCUGCCCGGCAGGGGACCCGACCCACGCCUCAUGAUGGCCGUUGGAUGCCAAAAUGGUCUCCUGUACGUCUGGACGUUACCACAGGGUGGCACCGUCGUAUCACUUCCCAGCUUCCUCAGCUCCUCUUCGAGUCAGGAGAAGAGUGGCAAUGUCAAGCGUGGCAGUGCCAAGUGUGUGUUCAGGCUGAGUGGGCACAUCACGGCGGUGAAGACGCUCUCCUUCUGCCCCAGUGGCAUGGCCCUGGUGUCAGGCGGCAUCGGAGGACUCCUCAACAUCUGGUCCCUCAGGGAUGGAUCGGUCCUCCAGACUGUCGUUACAGGGUUGGGCUCUGUGGUAUGCACCACCUGGAUCCCCAAUGUGGGGAUAGCAGCCUGCUCUGGGAGAUCAAAGGACAUCUUGCUGAUCCGCUGCACCCCCGAGUGGAUCUCUCAGAACCAUGUGCUGUCGUCCUGCCGCACCGUGCUGCGCUCGCAGGGCAUUCUGGGAUUGAACCGCGCCCCGUGCAUGGCUGUGCUGCUGGAGCGCCUUCCCAUCCUCCUCCAGGAGCAGUUCAACUACGAGAGGAGUCACGUGAUGGCGGGCGAUCAGCUGGUGCACAGCCCCUUCCUGCAGAGUCUCUCCUCCCUAACGGUGGGCCUGGCUCUGGACCAGCUGCUGUGCCGCCUGCCGCGGCCCCCCCACCACCAGACCACCGGGGCCCCAGGCCCUGACCCAGCAGCAGCAGCAGCAGCCACAGACACCUCCUCCUCCUCUUCCUCAUCUUCCUCCUCCUCCUCCUCCUCCCCCUCCUGCUGUCCCCUGGAGUGGGCCUGGCUGGCCACCUACUCCGCCACCGUCAAGAGCGCAGAGGCCUUCGCCCGCGGCACCGGCUUCCCAGAGUCCUUCACCGUGCCCGAGUUCCAGCAGCCGGGGGUCAACGACGUGGCCAAGGCCCUGGACAACAGCAAGUGGAGUUUCAUGAUGGAUGAACAGCUCAUGUCCUGGGCUACAACUCGUCCCGAGGACUGGCAGCAAGGUGGCAAGAGCGAGGUGUACCUUUGGGGCAAUGGCCGCCACGGGCAGCUGGCAGACGCAGGCACCAACCUCUCUGUGCCCACACUGGCACCCUCGCUGUGCCAGACCCAGCAGGUGGUGUGUGGGCAGAACUGUACGUUCCUGGUGCAGGCUAACGGUACAGUGCUGGCCAUAGGGGAGGGCAGCUACGGCAGACUGGGCCAGGGCAACUCUGACGACCUCUACACCCCAACCAUCAUCUCCGCCCUGCAAGGCUACGUGGUAACUCAGCUGGUGACGUCGUACGGCUCGGACGGGCACUCGCUGGCGCUGACGGAGACAGGCGAGGUCUUCAGCUGGGGUGACGGGGAUUAUGGGAAACUGGGCCAUGGCAACACAGAGCGCCAGCGCAGGCCCAAACAGAUAGAGGCCCUGCAGGGGGAGGAGGUGGUGCAGCUGGCGUGUGGCUUUAAGCACUCGGCGGUGGUGACGGCGGACGGCAAGCUCUUCACCUUUGGCAGCGGUGACUCGGGCCGGCUGGGCCAGAGGUCCACCUCCAACAAGAUGCUGCCGGAGAGGGUGAUGGCCCUGGAGGGAUACCACGUUGGGCAGGUGUCGUGUGGCAUCAACCACACCCUGGUGCUGUCCUCAGAUGGCAUGACCGUCUGGGCGUUUGGAGAUGGCGAUUACGGCAAGCUGGGCACCGGGCCCUGCACGGUCAAGUGCUACCCUCAGAAAGUGGAGCUGCUGUGCAAUAAGGGUGUGAAGAAAGUGGGCUGUGGAACACACUUCUCAGUGGCACUGGGCAAGGACGGCCGGGUCUACACUUUUGGCCAAGAGCGGCUGAUUGGUCUGCCAGACUCCAUGCUGAAGCACCAUAACCGUCCGCAGGUGGUGCCGGCGCUGGAGGGGGUGUUUGUGGAGGACAUCGCCGUGGGCUGCGAGCACAUCCUGGCCCUCUGCUCCAACGGAGACGUCUACGCCUGGGGCUGCAACUGCGAGGGACAGCUGGGCCUGGCCCACACUAACCCGGUGAAGGAGCCCACGCUGGUGACCGCUCUGCAGAGCAAGAACAUCAGGCAGAUCUCAGCCGGACGAUGCCACAGCGCAGCCUGGACCACACCAUCCGCAUCAGCUAAAGCCUCUGGUUCCCCCUCAGUGCAGCUGGGUCUACCGCUGUCUGUGCCCCCCCAGUAUAACGCCCUGAAGGACUGCAGCCCUGAGGUGCUGAGUGCCCGGCUGCGGGUGCUCUACCACUUCUCCGACCUUAUGUACAAGUCCUGGAGACUGCUCAACCUGGAGCCAAGAAACCAGGUGUUGGCGUCGCGCUACAGCUCUGGCACGGCGGCCAUUGUUCAAGGUCAGCUGCGUGGCCUGCUGUCCCCCAAGGUCAACACGCUGCCCCUGGUGCGCUCCAUCGGCCGCACCAUGACCCAGGGCAAGACCUACGGCCCCCAGAUCACCGUCAAGAGGAUCUCCACCAGGGGGCGCUCCAGUAAGCCCAUCUUUGUGCAGAUAGCCAAGCAGGUUGUGGCCCUGAACCCCAUGGAGCUGCGGCUGCCCUCACGUGCCUGGAAGGUCAAGCUGGUGGGGGAGGGGGCGGACGACGCCGGGGGCGUUUUUGACGACACCAUCACCGAGAUGUGCCAGGAGCUCCAGUCGGGUGUGGUGGACCUGCUUAUUCACACCCCCAACAGCUCCACUGACAUGGGAAGCAACACAGACAGGUUCCUGCUGAACCCGGCGGCGGUGUCGGAGGAGCACCUGGUGCAGUUCCGCUUCCUGGGCAUCCUGAUGGCGGUGGCCAUCCGCACCAAGAAGCCCCUGGACCUGCACCUGGCGCCCUGGGUCUGGAAGCAGCUGUGCUCCAUCCCGCUGGGCGGAGGAGACCUGGAGGAGGUGGACCUGCUCACCUACCGCUCUCUGCAGGGCAUCCUGCACCUGGACAACAGCGGCAUCACCGAGGAGAACUUCACAGUGAUGAUUCCACUGGACUCGUUUGUGGCCCACAGUGCCGACGGUAAGCUGGUACCGGUGGUGCCUGGCGGCCACAACAUCCCCCUGACGUUCUCCAACCGCACCGAGUAUGUGGAACGGGCACUGGAGUACCGAUUGCACGAGAUGGACCGACAGGUGAGUGCGGUGCGCGAGGGCAUGUCCUCCAUCAUCCCGGUGCCCUUGCUCUCCCUCUUGACGGCGCGUCAGCUGGAGCAGCUGGUGUGCGGCCUGCCCGAGGUCUCCGUGGAGAUGCUCAAGAAGGUGGUGCGCUACCGCGACAUCACCGACAGCCACCAGCUGAUUGGCUGGCUCUGGCAGAGCCUGGAGGAGUUCACCAAUGAGGAGCGCGUGCUCUUCCUGCGCUUCGUGUCCGGCCGCUCCCGCCUGCCCUCCAACCCGGCCGACAUCACUCAGAAGUUCCAGAUCAUCAAAGUGGACCGGCCGGUGAAUGGUCUGCCGACGGCCCAGACGUGCUUCUUCCAGCUGCGUCUGCCUCCGUACACCAGCCAGGCGGUGUUGGCCGAGCGCCUGCGCUACUCCAUCCACAACUGCCCCUCCAUCGACAUGGACAACUACAUGCUGUCACGCAACACGGACGCCGCCGAGGGCUCGGACACCGAGUACUAAAGAGAAAAGACACAAAACAAGAACAAAUCAAAAAGAAAAAGCAAGGGGGCCAGUCGUCCGCUUGUUUGGUUUGCGAGGCUGCCUUUUGAGUUUUUUAAAAGCACAAAGCCUUUU
Messenger RNA from Engraulis encrasicolus (European anchovy), 15675 nucleotides. RefSeq names its product probable E3 ubiquitin-protein ligase HERC1. NCBI's taxonomy places the organism in Eukaryota, Metazoa, Chordata, Actinopteri, Clupeiformes, Engraulidae. Gene Ontology annotation, molecular function: ubiquitin-protein transferase activity; protein binding. The record is from RefSeq and is a predicted model, not a curated record. The transcript is spliced from 79 exons. The coding region runs from base 691 to 15561 and encodes 4956 amino acids.